AUGCAAAUUGAUACCUCAUCUAAAAAAGAUUCUCAUAAAAGAUCAUAACUCUUAAAUCAAACUAAUUUUCUGGAUGUAAAAAGUAGCUCAACCAAGCAAUCAGCCAUAUCUCGUUUCUCAUUAUCUAAAUUGAAGCCAACUCCAAGUAAAAAUAAAGGUUCAGCUUCAUCUUUAUCUGGGGAAAAGCAAAACUAUCUUCUUUAUAAAAGCUAUAUCGAUUUGAGCUCUGAAUACAAAAUGAACAAAAUCAAAUUGAUCAAUGAAGAUUUUAUGGAGCUUGUCAGAGAUCUCAAGUCAAAAAGGUCUCAAGUAAUUGGUUACUUCGUCUUUUGA
Messenger RNA from Stylonychia lemnae, 333 nucleotides. NCBI's taxonomy places the organism in Eukaryota, Ciliophora, Spirotrichea, Sporadotrichida, Oxytrichidae. The record is from the annotation of a GenBank genome assembly.